This is a messenger RNA of Scleropages formosus (Asian bonytongue), 6095 nucleotides long. It is a transcript of the gene ints2, whose product is annotated as integrator complex subunit 2. Bases 355 to 3975 code for a protein of 1206 amino acids. The transcript is spliced from 25 exons. Gene Ontology annotation, biological process: snRNA 3'-end processing. Gene Ontology annotation, cellular component: integrator complex. Lineage: Eukaryota; Metazoa; Chordata; Actinopteri; Osteoglossiformes; Osteoglossidae. The record is from RefSeq and is a predicted model, not a curated record.
CACCCGGAUGCUGCCAGUUACUACCAUUGUAUAUUUAGGUCUGUGUCUCUUUACACACAUGCUAUUUAACGACGUGUUUCUUUUUUCUUAUUAAGUAAACUGCGUAUUUUCUGCAAGGUUUCUACCCAACGACUCAGCACGGAUAUCAGUUUAAAUAUAAGGGGCGGUAAUUUAACAAUUAUGAUUAUGCUGACGGAGCAACGCGAGGUGCGCUUCUACUGAAUCGCGCUCGCCGGUGCGGUGGUGUAGCACCGAUCAGGAAACACCGAGGCUUCUGGUAGUCCGAAGGCCUGGCUGGAGCGUCGCUUCGGCGUUAUCCAAAGUUUUAACAACUAAGGUCCACAGUGCAGCGGGAUGUCGGACAGCGUCGCUCUGCAGCAUGUCAGCCCGUAUGCCUUUGAGGCCAUGCAGAAAGUAGAUGUAGUAUGUCUGGCAGCGCUGAGUGACCCAGAGCUGCGGCUGCUACUCCCCUGCCUCGUUCGCAUGGCCCUGUGCGCCCCGGCCGAUCAGAGCCACUCCUGGGCGCAGGAUAAAAAACUCAUCCUGCGUCUGCUCUCGGGCGUGGAGGCUGUCAACUCUAUUGUUGCACUCCUCUCAGUUGAUUUCCAUGCACUUGAGCAGGAUGCCAGGAAGGAGCAGCUUCUCAGACACAAGACUGGUGGCGGCAAUGGGGAGAGUGUUCUGGUUUCACAGCUUCAGCAUGGCCUCACACUUGAGUUUGAGCACAGCGAUCCCCUCCGAAGACUGAGGCUUGCCUUAAGUGAGCUAUUGGCCAUAAUGAACAAGGUUGCCGAUUCCAAUGGAGAGUUUUUCUUGAAGUCCUCUGAGCUGUUUGAAAGCCCUGUGUACCUGGAGGAAGUAGCAGAUGUACUCUGCAUCCUACAAGCAGAAUUGCCUUCCUUGCUGCCAAUUGUAGAGGUUGCAGAGGCCCUGCUGCAUGUUCGCAAUGGUGACUGGUUCCUAUGUCUGCUGGUUGCCAAUGUCCCAGACAGCUUCAAUGAAGUAUGCAGGGGCCUGAUCAAGAAUGGGGAGCGGCAAGACGAAGAGAGUGUGGGUGGGCGGCGCAGGACAGAGGCCCUGCGUCAGCUUUGCCAGAUGAACCCAUCUCAGGCACUCAAUGUCAGGGCAAUGGUGGUGGAAGCGUGUCAUCUGCCUGGCCUGGGAGUGGCCUUGACUCUCGACUACAAGCUGGACACUGCUGAUGAUGCAGUCAGCCCCCUUGUGUCCUUUGUCAGUGGGCUGCUGCUGGGCACCAAUAGCAAAGUGCGAACUUGGUUCGGCCUAUUCAUCCGCAAUGGGCAGCAGAGAAAGCGUGAGAGCAGCUCGGUGCUUUGGCAGAUGCGGCGGCAGCUACUGCUUGAGCUGGUGGGCAUUCUGCCACGCUCGCGCAGUACCCAUGUGCCAAAUGACAGUGAGGGUGACGUGUCUGCUGGCACCAUCUGCUCUGGCCUGCGCGAGGAGCAUGUGGUGAAGGCUAGUGCUCUACUACGACUCUACUGUGCCCUUAUGGGCAUUGCAGGACUCAGGCCCACUGAUGAGGAGGCCGAGCAGCUCCUCCAGCUGAUGACUAGCCGGCCCCCUGCCACUCCAGCUGGUGUGCGCUUUGUGUCACUGUCCUUCUGCAAAUUGCUGGCCUUCCCUACACUUGUUAGCACCCCUGAACAGGAGCAGUUAAUGGUGAUGUGGUUGAGUUGGAUGAUCAAAGAAGAGGAGUACUUUGAGAGUGCUGCAGGCGUAUCUGCUUCCUUCGGAGAGAUGUUGCUUCUGGUUGCAAUGUAUUUCCAUAGCAACCAGCUUAGUGCCAUCAUUGAACUGGUCUGCUCCACUUUAGGCAUGAAGAUUGUGAUAAAGCCAAGUUCCCUCAGUAAAAUGAAGACAAUUUUCACACAAGAAAUCUUCACAGAACAGGUAGUCACUGCCCAUGCUGUGAGGGUUGCAGUUACCAACAACCUGAGUGCCAACAUUACUGGGUUCCUGCCCAUUCACUGUAUCUACCAGCUCCUGAAAAGCAGAGCCUUCACCAAGUACAAGGUGUCAAUAAAGGAUUGGAUCUUCAGACAGCUUUGCGAGACUUCUGUGCCCCUCCACACCCAGCUUCUGCCUCUCAUUGAUGUCUACAUCAACUCCAUACUCACGCCAGCCUCCAAGGCCAACCCCGAGGCCACCAACCAGCCCAUUACUGAGCAGGAGAUCCUAAGCGUCUUUCAGGGCCUCACUGGAGGGGAUAGCAGCCAGGUACGGUGUCAUUACAGCAUUACCACGCAGCUGCUGGUCCUCUACUACGUAUUGUCCUAUGAAGAGUCCCUGUUGGCCAACACAAAAGCACUGGCCCUUAUGCAGAAGAAACCUAAGUCGUACUCAUCAACACUCAUGGACCAGAUCCCCAUCAAGUAUCUGAUUCGCCAGGCCCAGGGGCUGCAGCAAGAGCUGGGAGGGCUACACUCUGCACUGCUGCGACUCCUUGCCACCAACUACCCCCACCUGUGCAUGGUGGAAGACUGGAUCUGUGAGGAGGAGAUCACAGGCACAUUGCCUCUGCUCCGCAGGAUGCUGCUCACCAGCUCCACCAGAAAGUACUCGCAGAAGCAGCUCCAAGAGGCCUUCUGUACGCUUCCAUCCAGUGGGCCACGGCUGAUGCAGAUGCUAGAGUACCUGACCCUACUCUCAGCCAGUGACCUCAUCCCGUAUGCAGAGGCACUUACUUCCAGCAUGAGCCUGCUGCUGAGCAACGGGGUUUCCCGACGAGUUCUGCAGACAGUGAAUAAGCUAUGGAUGGUCCUCAAUACGGUGAUGCCCAGGAGGUUGUGGGUCAUGACGGUGAAUGCACUGCAGCCCUCCACAAAGCUCUUCCGGCAGCAAAAGUACACACAAAAUGACCUGAUGGUGGACCCACUUAUUGUGCUGCGGUGUGACCAAAGAGUCUACAGGUGCCCUCCACUAAUGGACAUAACGCUGCACGUGCUGAACGGCUACCUCCUUGCCUCCAAGGCCUACCUGAAUGCCCACCUGAAGGAGACAGCAGAUUUUGACAGACAGAGCCAGACUAUUUCCAGUCUGGGACUGGCUGGCCAGCCAGACACUCCUGAAGUGACACGGGAGGAGCUGAAGAAUGCCCUGCUGGCAGCGCAGGACAGUGCAGCUGUGCAGAUUCUGCUUGAGAUCUGUAUGCCAACUAGCGAGGAGCAGCAGCAGGGGCGCAGCGCUGAAAGUCUUUUGAAGGGUAUCAGCUGUGGCCCUACCAAUGUAAAGACAGAAGAAGGAGACGAAAUGGAAGUGGGGUCAUGGGCAGGGCAUGCUACAGAUGAGGAGCCAGAAAGGGGCUUGCUGAGUGACCUACGGGAGGUGCAGUGCCUGAUCUGUUCCCUGCUCCACCAGAUGUUCAUUGCUGAUCCCAACAUCGCAAAACUGGUCCACUUCCAGGGCUACCCCCAGGCCCUGCUCCCCUUGACAGUGGCAGGAAUACCCUCCAUUCACAUCUGCCUAGAUUUUAUCCCUGAACUCCUGGCCCAGCCACAGCUUGAAAAACAGAUAUUUGCCAUUCAGCUCCUGUCCCACCUGUGCACCCAGUAUGCUCUGCCCAAGUCUCUCAGUGUGGCUCGCCUGGCAAUCAGUGUCAUGGGCACACUGCUCACAGUUUUGACACAGGCAAAAAGGUACUCUUUCUUUAUGCCCACACUACCGUGCCUGGGAGCCUUCUGCCAAGCCUUCCCACCACUGUAUGAUGAUGUCAUUGCCCUGCUGGUCCAAGUGGGACAGGUGUGUGCCUCAGACGUUGCCACACAGGCUCGCGACGUGGACCCCAUCAUUGCCAGGCUGCAGUACCUGAAGGAGAGGCCAGUGGAAGCUGUAGCAGUGAUGUCAUCCACACCAAGUCUACCUGAUGAGCUGCACUGCACUGACCCAGCUGUACAGUUAUGCUACCGCAUUGAGGCCACCUUCAUGGACAUAAUCAGCUCCAGUUUACGUGGCGAGUGAGGCCACUACCUGUAAUGACCAAAGGAUAGGGGUCUCUUCACAGGAGGCCUGUUGUCUUUGCUCUUUGCAAGAGACCUCAGGUGGUCUCCAGCAUUUCUUCAGUGACCAGUGACAGAGUGCCAUUGUAAUCCAUUGAGAAAACAUUUCUAAUGGCCUAUUUUUAUAUCAGGGUUUGUAUUUAUGUGAGGUGUUACACAUUGUAGAUUUAUUCAGUAAGCCUUUUUCACUGCUGACGGUAGGCAGUGUAGCUUUUUUAAAAAACUUUUGUUUCACAAAUUUGUACAGUUCUCAUGCAUUUAAAAUGUUUAUAUUUUAGUACCCAUUUAUAGUACUUGCAUUUUGUGCUUUUUUCCAUGUGUUGGGGACUUCUGUACAUAUGAAAUUUUUUUUUUUUUAAAUGCUUUUCAUAAAAAGUUCAGAAAAUAGCAAACGCAAACAUCAGGCUGUCGUUGACAGGUGUGUGAGAUGGGUACCAGUCUUUUUUUUUUUGGGGGGAUGAGUGUUUUCUAGACCCACUUGAAAUACAUUAUCUGAAACUAAGUUAGACACUAACUAAGAAACCAGUUCAAACAACCUCACCACGAUCUUUAUACCAUUUGCAUAGGGCCACUGUUGACUGGCUUUGUGCUGCUAAAGAAGAAUAAAGACAGACCAACAUACCUUGGGGUGUUUGAAUUGGCCUUAUUGCAGGGCUGAUUAAGGGAAGACUAGGACAGAAAGGGUAGGUAGAUCCACAAAAGUAUUACUGUGUUAUUUACUGAAGUGAUGGCAAAAAUCCACAUCCACUAAGAGUAUACAUAGCUGUGUGCGUAAGUUUGAGUACCUUUGGUCAGAUGUUUUGGUGAGUUUCCAAGUUUUUAAAAAAAAAAAAAAAAAAAAAGCUAACACAGUCCUUGUAGGGAAACAAAUAUAUUUGUGCAAAUUUUAAUGCACAAUAAUUAUUUUUUUUGUUGAAUUUAAUAGAUUGGAAAAAUAAGACAUACAAAAUUCUGGGCACCUUGUUUUUCAGAAUUAGUAAUGCUACCUUCAGCAAAAACCACAGCCUCCAAAUGUUUCUUGUAGCCAGCUGUCAAGUCUGUUUUUUUUUUUUUUUUGUAAAUUCUUGUUUUAAGAAUUUUUCCCCCACUCUUCCUUGCAGAACACUUCUAGUUCAUAAAUAUUCUUAGGUUGUCUUGCAUGCACUGCAUGUUUGUGAUUUAUCCACAGCUUUUCCAUAAAGUAUGUAAAAUGAAAAUGAAAGCACAAAAAAUGACAAAGCAACAUAAAAACUAACACCAGGAUAAAGGACAUGGACACAUUAAUGCAUUUUGUGGAAUUUUACUGAGUGUUGUUCACACCAAAAAUCCAUUCAAAUUCAAAAAUUUCUUGCCUUACUAAAGACUGGCAAGACCAAGCCAAGCAGGGCAGCCUAUACUUUUUUGCAUAGCAACUCCUGGGGUUUCAGCCUGAUUUAGCAGGGCAGGCAGGAAAUGUAGUAUUCUCUUUAGUGGCCUUGACCUGCUGCCUGGCCACUGAGUGAGGUAAACCAGGUACAGAGAAGGUGCCCAGAGGGCUUUCCAAACUAUUACAAUUGCUCCUCUCAAAGUAGAGGAGCAGUGUUGCUACCUCAAGGGUCUUAAUGUUCACUGAGCUCAUCACUCCUGGGUGGAAUUGUGCUUCUUGUCCCUCUUCUGUGAAGAGCUUGCCAGAAAUUUUUGAGGAUGAAAAAUUCACUUCCUUUCAUCAAAAAAAUUAAACUAUAAAAUGUCUUGCCAGCUACCAGCAUUGUUUUCUCCCAAUUUAAGGUUAAGUACCUCCUUGGCUUUGGGUACAGAAAGGCAAUACAGGCUGUGAAAUUUUUAUCUAUAAUCUUGGGUCACAAGGGCAGUCACCAAGUGAAUGCCUGUCCAAUUUUUAAACUUUACAGUUAGACUUGUCAUGAAUACUGUAUUGUCUUGGAGGUACUGCUAUUUCAAGAUUAGAUCAGGGAUCAUAGGUCAUACAUCAGAGACUGGUGACAACUGAGGAAUGGGGCCCAAUGGUUUCUGUGAGGUUUUUGUAACUCCUGUGGUUGGGUGGUUGGUGUUAUCUCACCUCUGUAACUCCAGAAUUUGCCGCUCAGCUGACCGUACACUCCAUAU